AUGCCAGAAGACAUAAGAAUUCAUUGUAAAGAGCUUAAAGAAAAAAUAUGGAAUGAUCCAUAUAUGAAGGAAGUUUAUGUUAAAGCACCCAGAGCCUAUUGGCCCCAUAGAGAACCCACUGACAAUGCUGACUGGUUUAGGUACUUUUAUGAUCAUAAUAUUGUGGAAAGGUUAUUAAGUCCAGAGUACGACCUAACUUGCUUUUAUUAUGUUCAUGAAGAUGCCCACCUUCACCAUAUGGAAACUAAUAAUAGGGAUUAUAAUCACUCAAUUGUUCAUCACACUGCCACAUGUGGUGAUGUCGAGAUUAAGUGUGUUCAAGUUCUUAUUGAGUUUGGAGCCGAUGUGCAUGUUGAGAAUUAUUACAAAGACACUCCUUUACAUUAUGCUGCUGAAAAUGGGAAAGAAGAAUGUGUGGCACUUCUAUUAGAGAACGGAGCUUCUGUCACCUCUAAGAAUCUGGAUGACAAGACGCCUAUUUGCAUUGCUCGACGAGAAAACCAUGACCACAUUCUAAAAUUACUCAAGGAUGUUUUCUUGUGA
Messenger RNA from Humulus lupulus (European hop), 543 nucleotides. RefSeq lists its product as uncharacterized. The coding region runs from base 1 to 543 and encodes 180 amino acids. Lineage: Eukaryota; Viridiplantae; Streptophyta; Magnoliopsida; Rosales; Cannabaceae. Gene Ontology annotation, molecular function: protein binding. The record is from RefSeq and is a predicted model, not a curated record. The transcript has 4 exons.